Molecule: messenger RNA, 1285 nt
Organism: Chara braunii
Lineage: Eukaryota; Viridiplantae; Streptophyta; Charophyceae; Charales; Characeae
Source: the annotation of a GenBank genome assembly
GCGAGGGUUGUCUCGCCAGGGUGAUCGACAUGGGGAGGUCACAGCACCGUCAGCAUGAGGCUGCCGCGGACCAUGUGCAAGACACAUUCAAGGCCCGCUCCCCUGUCUAUCGGUACCUGGUUGUCGGCCAGAAGGUCAACAACAAGGGGGUCAUGAUGCUCCUUUGCACGUUUUGCGACAAAUUUUUCCAAGGGACCCAGUUUCAGGCCACGAGAUACUUCUCGCAAACAAACUACUGCAAGGAUGUCAGCGACGAGACGUUGUAUGAGAUUGCUCGACGGACUCAGCAUAAGUUUGAGGCCGAUCAGAUGGAGAGGGUGUCGAGGUAUGCAGUGGAGCGCGGACUCGAUGUGCCCGGCACGGGUGGUGCAAGGGGAGGAGAGGCGGGGCGGCGUCCGGCGGAGGGAGGGGUCGGGGGAGAUGGUGGGCAUGGUGCGGCAAACCCCACUUUGGGUGGUGGAGGCGGUGAGAUAGAGGAGGGCGUGAUCCACGUGGAUCGCGAGGUGCGUGGCCCAGGUGACGAGGGAGUCCCGGAACGGGAGGACGUGCCUGAGGUUUAUCCAGGCACUAGGGAGAGGUUGGAGGACUGGCGGAGGCGAGCAGGCAAGGGAGCUGCGACGGAGGGGUCUUCCAAGAGGAAGGAAGGAGGGAGUGAUUCGGCUGCCACCCCAGCAGGGAAGAGGCUUCGGCAGCAGAAGGUGACUGAUGUCUACGGUGGCGAGUGGGUUGCCCGCCACAAGAAGGCAUUCCUUCGCUGGUUGUAUUCCAGCGGGGUCUCCUUCAAUUUCUUCCGCAACCAGGCGUGGAAGGCAUAUCAGCAGGUGCUUCUUGAGCAACCUGGCAGUUCCCCGCGCGCAGUGCUCCCCAACCACUGUGAGAUUGCGAGUAUGCGGGCGUUGGAGACCCACCGUGCGGAGUUGGAGGAGGUGAGGCAGCCAUUCUGGGUGACUGGUGCCACCCUCCUCUCCGAUGGGAGGAAAUCACGAGACGGGAGACCGAUCGUGAAUUUCCUUGCUGCUGGAUCUCGAGGGGUCGUUGUGUACACGACGAUCAAUCGAGAGGGCGAGCCGGACGAUGCAGUGCACGUCCUUUGUAGAUGGGUUACCAUCUCCCACGAGUUCAGCUUUGGCGGGCCGCAGCGGAUCAAUGCGAUAUGCACUGACUCCGCUUCUGCCUAGGUGGGGGCUGCGAGGGCAUUGACCUCGCCGUCCAUGCCUCCUGCACUGAGGAGGAUCACUUGGCUCCCAUGCUCCAUCCAUGUUUGCAACAAAUUGUUGUCAGACAU